Staurois parvus is the source of this 459-nucleotide messenger RNA. The record is from the annotation of a GenBank genome assembly. Lineage: Eukaryota; Metazoa; Chordata; Amphibia; Anura; Ranidae.
AGCGUUCCAGGGACAACCAGCGAUCAGCAGACAGCAGCAGCUCCCCGGGCACUCAGCAGCGGACGGCUUCCAGGGACACGCAGCCACGGACAGUGUGCAGGGUCCCUCAGCAGACAGCUCCCAGGGCACUCAGCAGCAGACAGCUUCCAGGGACACACGCAGCCACGGACAGUGUGCAGGGUCCCUCCGCAGCAGCACCCAGGGCACUCAGCAGCAGACAGAUUCCAGGGACACGCAGCCACAGACAACGCGCAGGGUCCCUCAGCAGCAGCUCUCAGGGCACUCAGCAGAGAAGGCUCAUGCAGAGCUGUGGAGACUCCCAACCUUGGGGUAUUGCAGAGGGCUACAGUGCUGACCUUUUGGGCGUCUGCAGAGUGCGCAGCGGGGAUGGCUGGGAGGCUCGGUCCCCCUCACCCGAGCCUCCCAGCAUCUUUCCGGGAGCAAGAUGAUUCCAGCAGC